AUGCACGAUGACGGCUCCGCUGGGUGCUCGUCGGCCGGUCCGGUGGCACCCUAUUCGCGCGUCACCUGCCGGCGUCCCGACGACAGCCUCGCGCCGCCGCUGAUGGAGGGGCGGUCGGCGCCACUGCCGCCGCGCCGCCGGUGGGAGAGGCACUGGUGGUCCCCUCUGGCGGGGGAGGCGGGGGGCCCCUAG
This is a messenger RNA of Emiliania huxleyi CCMP1516, 192 nucleotides long. RefSeq lists its product as hypothetical. The transcript has 2 exons. NCBI's taxonomy places the organism in Eukaryota, Haptophyta, Isochrysidales, Noelaerhabdaceae. The record is from RefSeq and is a predicted model, not a curated record. Bases 1 to 192 code for a protein of 63 amino acids.